Phoenix dactylifera (date palm) is the source of this 201-nucleotide messenger RNA. The record is from RefSeq and is a predicted model, not a curated record. NCBI's taxonomy places the organism in Eukaryota, Viridiplantae, Streptophyta, Magnoliopsida, Arecales, Arecaceae.
AUGAAGGAUUGGGCUCCCUCCAUCAUCGAUUCAGCUCUGUUUGCAUUCCUGAGCCCCGGAGUGAUCUUUCAGUUGCCGGGGAAGCACCGGCCAGUCGACUUCAUGAACAUGAAAACCAGCUGGGCCACUCCUGGGUCUCCAUUCUGGCCCAUGCUCCUCAUGUCGUUCCUUGUCAUUCUGCAAGCUCAUCUCUAUAUUUAA